AUGGCCCGUCAAUCCGUCUACCCCUCCAACGCCCUGGACCUCCUCAGCCACCUAGACGACUGCGUCAACUUUACCGAAGCUGCCGCUGCGAGCUUGCAGGCCAGCCUGGGGCGUUUCGAGCCUGGGAUCAGGGAUCUGCCGAGGCUGAGCAAGAUCCUCUCCAAUAAUCACCACUUCCUCGUCCUCCCUACUACCCAAGUCCAGUCACAUCAAGCUGCCGUAUCCACGUCCCUCGCCCCGCAGAUCGAGAACCUGAUAGCCAAGGCGGAAGGAGCGGUCGCGUCGCAAGUGAGGAAGGUGGCGAUCCUGGAGGAGAGGCUGGCGAUCGUUCAGUCGGCCAGGGCUGUCCCAACUAUGGUCGUUCAGCCUGAUCUGCCUGAGGCUGGAGACCAGGAGGAUGAGGAAGGUACAGAGGAGGAAAAUGGGGAAGAGGGGGACGGGUGGGGAGGAAAGAGCAAGCUGGACGGAUUGGAGAUGAGGGAAUUGACAAUUGCGCAGAGGCGGAAGGUCAUCAUGUUGAAGGGGAAACGGGAGAGGUUGGAGAGGGAGCGCAAGGAGUUGAUGGAUAGGCAGAAUGAGGGUGAUGGGGAGGACGAGGGGGCAUAG
Dioszegia hungarica is the source of this 606-nucleotide messenger RNA. RefSeq lists its product as uncharacterized. The transcript is spliced from 2 exons. NCBI's taxonomy places the organism in Eukaryota, Fungi, Basidiomycota, Tremellomycetes, Tremellales, Bulleribasidiaceae. Bases 1 to 606 code for a protein of 201 amino acids. Gene Ontology annotation, cellular component: DASH complex; spindle microtubule. The record is from RefSeq and is a predicted model, not a curated record. Gene Ontology annotation, biological process: attachment of spindle microtubules to kinetochore.